Malania oleifera is the source of this 2557-nucleotide messenger RNA. RefSeq names its product probable inactive purple acid phosphatase 1. The record is from RefSeq and is a predicted model, not a curated record. Gene Ontology annotation, molecular function: acid phosphatase activity; metal ion binding. The coding region runs from base 560 to 2401 and encodes 613 amino acids. NCBI's taxonomy places the organism in Eukaryota, Viridiplantae, Streptophyta, Magnoliopsida, Santalales, Ximeniaceae. The transcript is spliced from 13 exons.
UGGGAUGCCCCCCUUCGCCACCAUCAGACGGACGUCAUUUCGGGGUCUGCCUCGUCUCUCGAGCGCCAGCUGAUUAGCUCCAUCUGGAGCGCCACCAAUAAUUGCCUUGCCCGCCUGGGCAACGCGGCUCAAAUUUCGCGUCGCCUAGAAACUUCCUUCCAAAGAUUCGAAAAUCCCUUUUCAUCCCUUAUCGUUUUGUUCGGUUUUGAUUUCUGGACAUCUUUGAAAGAACACAAUCUCUACUUUCUACAGGUCAGUGGCCUUUUUUUCUGCACCUGCUUUUUCUACUCAACGUUUUUCAUAGGCUUGUGUUGACGGCAUGUUGCUUUCUUAAAAAAAUUUAUCGGUUAGUGUAGUUGCAAUAUCAUCGGCAACUGCUUUAUGAUGUUUCUGCGGGCACAGACAGAGAACUGAUGGUCUUGUGCUGAAUAUGCACAUUGUGCGUGUUUAAUUCUUGAGUUGUUUUUGUUAAAAGAGCUUGUUUAUUGUUUCAAGUGAUCGAUAAUUCUGUGGGAUUUGCUUGAGCUACCUUUCUGGUUAAUUUCAUAUCUUCGGCGGGAUGAGAGUUUUGGGGUUUUUUUUGUUGGCAAUUUUGUGGGUUCUUGCAAGCUUCAAGCAGGCAAGAUCACAUGGAAAUCAGCAGCCACUCUCAAAAAUUGCCAUUCACAAGGCAGUCUUUGCUCCUCAUGACAUUGCCUAUGUCAAAGCAUCUCCUGCAAUUCUUGGAUUGAAGGGGCAAAAUACAGAAUGGGUGACUCUGGAGUAUAGCUAUCCAGAUGCUUCAAUUGAUGAUUGGAUUGGGGUGUUUUCUCCUGCCAAUUUCAGUGCUUCUCUCUGCCCUGCUGAAAAUAUAAGAGUUAGUCCACCACUAUUAUGUUCUGCACCUAUUAAGUAUCAAUAUGCAAAUUACACCAGUCCAGACUACGCAAAUACGGGAAAAGGGUCCUUGAAGCUGCAAUUGAUUAACCAGAGAUCAGACUUCUCCUUUGCACUAUUUUCUGGUGGACUAGUGAAUCCAAAGAUGGUGGCAGUAUCAAAUACAAUAGCGUUUGCAAAUCCCAAUGCACCAGUUUACCCACGCUUGGCUCAAGGAAAAAUAUGGAACGAAAUGACUGUGACAUGGACAAGUGGAUAUGGAAUUAAUGAAGCAGAACCUUUUGUUGAAUGGGGUCCACGAGGAGCAGACCAAAAGCGUUCCCCAGCAGGGACUCUGACUUUUGACCGUAACAGCAUGUGCGGUGCUCCUGCAAGGACAGUGGGAUGGCGUGAUCCUGGAUUCAUUCACACUAGUUUUCUAAAGGAAUUGUGGCCCAACUCAGUGUAUACCUACAAGCUGGGGCACAGAUUGUUCAAUGGUACAUUUAUAUGGAGUCAGAUAUACCAGUUUAGGGCAUCUCCUUAUCCUGGUCAAAACUCUCUACAACGUGUAGUUAUCUUUGGUGAUAUGGGAAAGGAUGAGGUUGAUGGCUCCAAUGAAUAUCAUAAUUAUCAACGUGGUUCUCUUAACACUACCAAGCAGCUCAUUAAAGACUUGAAGAACAUUGAUAUAGUCUUUCACAUUGGGGAUAUUUGUUAUGCAAAUGGGUAUCUUUCACAGUGGGAUCAAUUUACUUCGCAGAUAGAGCCUAUUGCCUCAACUGUGCCUUAUAUGAUUGCAAGUGGUAACCAUGAGCGUGACUGGCCCGGAACAGGAUCUUUCUAUGGGAACAUGGAUUCGGGAGGUGAAUGUGGUGUAUUGGCUGAGACUAUGUUUUAUGCUCCUGCUGAGAACAGGGCUAAAUUUUGGUAUUCCAUUGACUAUGGCAUGUUCCGAUUUUGCAUUGCUGAUACAGAACAUGAUUGGAGAGAGGGAACUGAGCAAUACAAGUUCAUUGAACACUGCCUAGCUUCCGUUGAUAGGCAGAAGCAACCAUGGUUGAUCUUCCUUGCACAUCGAGUAUUGGGUUAUUCUUCUUCUUUAUAUUAUGCUAUAGAAGGAUCAUUUGCAGAACCUAUGGGGAGGGAAAGCCUUCAAAAACUUUGGCAGAAGUACAAGGUUGACAUAGCCGUCUUUGGGCAUGUGCACAAUUACGAAAGGAUUUGCCCCAUUUACCAGAACAUCUGCACAAACGAAGAGAAACGCUAUUACAAGGGCACCUUGAAUGGGACAAUACAUGUGGUUGCUGGAGGUGGAGGAGCAAGCCUUUCAAAUUUCACCACCCUGCAGACCAAGUGGAGUUAUUUUAGAGACUGUGACUAUGGGUUUGUAAAGCUUACAGCAUUUGACCACUCAAACCUAUUGUUCGAGUACAAGAAGAGCAGGGACGGAAAGGUUUAUGACUCUUUCAGAAUAUCUCGUGAUUACAGGGAGAUCUUAGCCUGCACAGUGGAUAGUUGCCCAGGUUCAACUUUGGCAACUUAAUUCAGAUAGGAAGGUAACGUUUGCUAGUUUAUCACACACUGGGUUUGAUUUGGCUCAUCAUAUGGCAUUUGAUCUACAACAGCGACGUCCUUGUAAUAAAAUGAAGGACCCAACGAGUCCUUUUAGUAAAUAAAACGUUUACUUUUUUGGGUGCAA